This is a messenger RNA of Rhipicephalus sanguineus (brown dog tick), 1714 nucleotides long. Its product is annotated as acetylcholinesterase. Gene Ontology annotation, biological process: choline metabolic process; acetylcholine catabolic process. Gene Ontology annotation, cellular component: plasma membrane. The transcript has 3 exons. The coding region runs from base 98 to 1714 and encodes 538 amino acids. Gene Ontology annotation, molecular function: acetylcholinesterase activity. The record is from RefSeq and is a predicted model, not a curated record. NCBI's taxonomy places the organism in Eukaryota, Metazoa, Arthropoda, Arachnida, Ixodida, Ixodidae.
GGGUUCAACGGCAAAAAGGAAAGCUAUACAACAUUUUUGGUUUCCGAAUGUUGCAGCUACCUGGUGCCGAGUGCGUAAAGAACCGAUCUUCGACGAUAUGAGCAUGGCAAAGUGCUGGGAACUGCUGCUGUUUACGGCGGUAGUGAGGUGUGGCCAUUCGUACGACGUGGAGAAAGUGACCCGGCUGGGUCGAGUUGGAGGAAGCCGUCUAGAUGUGCUGGGGCAGAAAGUGGAAGAGUACCGCGGCAUCCCAUUUGCGCAGCCACCUGUAGGAAGACGGCGAUUUCUUGCACCCCAGCCAGCCAAGCCUUGGGAUGGAAUCCUGGACGCAACGAGCAGGCGGACUGCUUGCCCGCAGGUCGUGUACAGCAAGUCCAUGGCUGAUGACAUCGAAUACACGGAAGAUUGCUUGCACCUUAACGUCUGGAGUCCUCCUAGUCAGGACGGCGACCUAGUUCCAGUAGUGGUGUGGAUCCACGGAGGUGGCUUUUCGCUAGGAUGCGCGAGUUACGACAACUACACCGGGGCUCUACUUGCGGCCAAAACCAGCCUCAUCGUUGUUUCAAUGAAUUACCGUCUGGGAAUCCUGGGUUUUCUUGACGCGAACAGCCCUGAAGCACCUGGCAACAUGGGUCUUAUGGAUCAGAGCCUGGCUCUCAAGUGGAUCCAGGAGAAUAUCCAUGAGUUCGGUGGCGACCCAUCAAGAGUAACUAUAUUAGGAGAGAGUGCUGGCGCAAUGAGUGUCCAUGCGCAUGUACUAUCUCCCGUAAGCCGUGGCCUAUUCCAGAGGGCGUACAUGAUGAGCGGAACGAUGCACACGCUGGACUUCUUUGAUGCCACCCAUGAGAGCAUUAGCAAGGGCGACACGGUUGCCACCAUUGUAGGCUGUGCAGGUGGGGACCGCAGCCUGGCAUCCAACGUUGAAACCGUGAUCGACUGCCUGAGAUCAAAAAGUGCCGACGAACUGGUGCUCGCCACAGCCGAAGCCCUAGCGCCCAAGUUCUUUUUCUUUUUGCCAACCUACCACAACGAAUUUCUGCCAAAGGUACCCACUGUCGCGAUAAGCAAGGGAUUCUUCCAUACCGUCGACAUCGUCCUGGGAGUUACCGACGAUGAAGGGGUACUUUCCCUCAUGUAUCCUCUGAGGAGCGAGCUGCUUAAAGAUGACGUGGAAGGCGUUGACGAGCAGAAGUUUAAGCAUUUUCUGCACGAAAGUGUAUUCUCUUGGCUCAAGAUGGACUUUCCAGAAAUGUUGGAGAUGUACACAGCAGAGGCCCAGGACAAAUCGUCCUUGAGGCGCGGCUACGUUGACUACAUUUCCGACUCUGUCUUCGUCUGUCCUAUGCACUUCACGGCAGAAAAGCACGCGGACCGUGGUCAGACCGUGUAUUCGUACGUCUUUGGUCACAGAUCGCCUAAAACUGCGCUUCGUGCCUGGAUGGGGAUACCGCAUGGUUUAGACGUGAACUACAUCUUCGGGGUCCCCUUUAUUGAUCAGGAACGAUUUGACGAUGAAGAUUCUGCUGUGUCAGAAAUUGUGGUGACGGCGUUGAAGACCUUUGCUGCGAAUGGGGUUCCAGAGCUGCCUAUGAAGAAACCAUGGCCCAACUAUACCACCGACAGUCCUGUUUCCGUCUACCUGGACUACGAAAACAUCACCGAUAUCAAGGGAUUUCGCCAAGAGCAGUGCGGGCCGUGGAGAUCUUACCUGUAG